AUACACCACGUGGUAGAGCAUUUCCUGUGUGUUGUGGUGUGCUGCAAUACAUGUCCAUUGCAAGCAUUGCAGAACACCAAUGAGCAACAUCAGGGGAGGACUGACAACUCAUGGGGCCCCCGGGCAAUAAGGGAUCAUGGGGCCCCUGUGUCCUUGACCACACUCAAAUCACACCCAAAAAAGCCUAUAAAAGGUACCAGGGGCAUUUUUUGGGGCCCCUUACUGACCCCGGGCCCUUGGGCAGUGCCCAAGUGCUCAAAUUGUCAGUCCGCCCCUGAGCAACAUGCAUGUUUCCAAGCA
Molecule: messenger RNA, 300 nt
Organism: Staurois parvus
Lineage: Eukaryota; Metazoa; Chordata; Amphibia; Anura; Ranidae
Source: the annotation of a GenBank genome assembly